This is a messenger RNA of Parastagonospora nodorum SN15, 1659 nucleotides long. RefSeq lists its product as hypothetical. Gene Ontology annotation, cellular component: U2-type post-mRNA release spliceosomal complex. Bases 1 to 1659 code for a protein of 552 amino acids. NCBI's taxonomy places the organism in Eukaryota, Fungi, Ascomycota, Dothideomycetes, Pleosporales, Phaeosphaeriaceae. The record is from RefSeq and is a predicted model, not a curated record. The transcript has 3 exons. Gene Ontology annotation, biological process: spliceosomal complex disassembly.
AUGAAAAGAUCAGGCUCAGGGCGUGUGGCGCGCAAAGUCGGCGCAUACGAUAACUCGGCAGAGAGCGAAGAAAGCUCGACCAACGAAGUGCAGAAGCCCACAGUUGUAAAGCGACCGACAUUCGGCAAAGGCAGAAAGCGCUCUUCGUUACGCAUCUCGUUCGGCCCAGGCGAGUCUGAAGGAAACGAUGGGGACGAGUCGGGCGACGCAACGCCAGUCGUGACCCCGAAGAAGUCAAAUCUGAGUCGCAUAGCGUUGGAAAAGAGUGCGCAAUUGCGGGCGCGAUCACCGCUUGUCCCUGAGGCAUCACGCCCAUCAGACGAGGAACGCCCCUCGUACAACAAGGACUACAUUGCAGAGCUGCGCAACUCGACACCUUCUACGCCAAAAGACCUCAAACCUUCUGCCGAGGAAGAGGAGGAGACGCAGGCGCUCGACAUAGCAUCAAAGUUUGGCCCAAUCAGUGUACUACCGACCGCCACCUCGUCUGCUAUACCUACACAAGCCGAGAUACUCGAGAAGAAGGCACGGCGGAGACGUCUGGCAUUACAGGAGAGUGCUCAAGACGAUGAGGAAGAUCGGCCAUGGGCAUCUGACGACGAGGGCGAAGACGAGUUCCGGCAGCGAAGGAAUGAAAUCUCUCUGCGGCCCAAGGAGAAAUAUGCCGAGACCCGCUUGGUACAUGAAGAUGAGGAUAUGGCAGAGGGGUUCGACGACUUUGUGGACGACGGCAAGAUUUCUCUAGGUCGCAAGUCAGAGCGUGAAGCCCAGCGGAAACGACGUGCAGAGAUGGCAGAGCUUAUCAACGAUGCAGAGGGCUCAGACGAUGAUGGCUCGGCAGACUCGGACGAGGAGCGGAAUGCUGCCUUUGCUGCAGCGCAAGCACGUGCUGGUCGAUAUGGUCAGAAGAUUGAAGACGAAGAAGACGGCACGAAAACACCCCCUCGAAUCACUCCUUUGCCACAACUCGACGAAAUACUAGACGGCCUGAGCAUCGAGAUACAGACCAAGCGCCAGAGGAAGGAAUUGAUACUUCAGAAGUUGCAGGAGUUCAAGGAUGACAAAGCGAGAAUUGAGGAGCGCAAGAAGUACCUGCAAGAGCAGCUGCAGAAGACUGGCGAGGAAUACGAAAAGUUACGCCAGGAGUCUGGCCUGCCCGCUCUUCCCUCGAGCGAUGCCAAUGGCGGCAGGCUGAUUACUGAGCGAGGCUUGGACAGUCUAGGAACUACGCCUCUGGCUGGACGCUCGGGGCUCCGCCCACACCUUCUCAAUCUUCUCCCGCUUCUCCUUGGCCACCUCGCGAUUCACCCGCGUCCGCUCGAGCCGCUGUGCGCGCAGGCACAUGUUCACUUUGUACUUGGCUUCGGUGCAGUUGCCGGUAACUUUCCAGAGGAAGCCGCGGGCGUGGCAUUCGUCGAGGGCAGCGACGACGUCGGCGCAGUCUGGGAGGUGUUAGGGUGUGCGGUAGGCAUUGGGAAGUGGGGUAAACGUGCUCUUUUGAACUUCUUCAGUGUGCAGAUGGGGAUGCAUUGUGGGCGCGGGAGUAUCCUAGUUCUUGGGCCGGUGCGGCGAGUGUGUAUGAUUUGGCUUGGUGUUGCUUGCGACGCGGUGGCGUGGAGUCGAUGUUGGAGCUCUUUCCGACUAAUCGGGAAGUCAUAA